AGGGUGAAUUUUUUAAAGGACGGAACUCACGGAAGGAGUAUAUAUAUUGGAUGUGUAUCUCUCUUCAUUCUGGCUUUAUAAUAUAUAUGAUGAUGAUGCUUCAUCGUCUUCAUCGUCACCAACUCGUCGUCCUUGUUGUGGCCUUUGCCGCCACUACGAUAAUUUGCUUCGCCCAAGCCGCUCAUCCCGCCGGCGGCAACAACAACAACAACUCUGCUGCUGCUGCUACUAGUACUACGUUGUUGAACCCCUCCUUUCUCCGCGACAACAAAGCCCGGUGCUUGAGGGGAAACAGAGCAUCCUAUAGCUUUGUGAAUGGCUCAGGGGACGGCAUCACCAACUGGCUCGUCUUUCUUCCCGGAGGUGGGUGGUGCGAGAACUUCACGUAUUGCUUGGACUACGGUUUCAAUCGAAGCACACCCCCCAUCCCAUUUGCACCCUAUAACUAUACUGGUAUAGCCAGCAUCCACCAACUGGAUAACCCAGAAUUCUACAACUGGAACAAAGUUGUAAUCCGCUACUGCGAUGGCUCCUCCUUCACCGGCAACUCCAAACUCUCUCUAAAUGCUCUUCUAGCCGGGGAGUCGGCGGGAGGGGUUGCCACGAUGCUCCACUGCGACAAAUUCAGAGACCUCUUUCCCAGCUCCACUCGGGUCAAGUGCCUCACCGACGCCGGAUUCUUUUUCCCCGCGAAGAGGCAUAACUACUAUGGGACUCAUCAAAGCUAUUUCCUAUCCAUCUUUCAAGGAUUGAUCCGAUUACACCGGUCGGGCAGGGAUUUGCCCAAAUCUUGCACGCACAAAAUGAGCCCAGCGUUGGUAUGAUUUUAUUUUAUCAUAUAAUUAUGAGAGUACUUUAAUUAUUACUACCUCUGUCCCACAAAACACUUCUCAUUUCUAUUAAAAAGUCACUUUUACCCCUUACUUUUUUCAUACAUAACUAUCACAUCAUACCUUUUUACUAAUAAUCUAUCCAUCAAAUCAUACUUUUACCCAUCACAUCAAAGGACAUUUUUGGAAAUUCAAUACCAAAAUACACUCCCUUAAAUCCCUCUUAAAAAGAAAAUGUCUCAUGUUUCCCUACUCACUCCACUAAUUAAGUACGUACUGGUAAUUAAUUCAAUCGCAUUUUAUUACGUACGUGGUUCAUCAGCGGUCGGGCAGGGAUUUGCCCAAAUCUUGCACGCACAAAAUGAGCCCAGCGUUGUGCUUCUUUCCCCAAUAUGUGGGCAAAUCUAUUAAGACGCCCAUAUUUUUCGUAAUGUCGCAGUUUGACUUUAUUGAGACUUCGUAUACAACGGGAUUGGGAAAGUCUUAUUAUGAGGUUUGCGUGAGUGCCAAGAAUUGUUCAUCCACGCAAAUCAAAAUCAUGCAAGAUUUGAGGAAGGAACUAUUGGACGUGUUGCCAAAAGAAAGCAAUGCUUCUUCUACUUCACCAAACGGAUUCCUAAUCCUAUCCAAUCCUGCCCAUACACAUCUUUUACAACCUACUUGGCAUGAUGGUGCCAUUUCUCGGACUCAAGAGACGAUCGCGAAGCAGUUUGGAGACUGCGGUCGGGCAGGGAUUUGCCCAAAUCUUGCACGCACAAAAUGAGCCCAGCGUUGUGCUUCUUUCCCCAAUAUGUGGGCAAAUCUAUUAAGACGCCCAUAUUUUUCGUAAUGUCGCAGUUUGACUUUAUUGAGACUUCGUAUACUACGGAAUUGGGAAAGUAUUAUUAUGAUUGCGUGAAUGCCAAGAAUUGUUCAUCCACCCAAAUCAAAAUCAUGCAAGGUUUGAGGAUGGAACUAUUGGACGUGUGGCCAAAAGAAAGCAAUAAUGCUUCUUCUACUUC
Messenger RNA from Cuscuta campestris, 1831 nucleotides. The record is from the annotation of a GenBank genome assembly. Lineage: Eukaryota; Viridiplantae; Streptophyta; Magnoliopsida; Solanales; Convolvulaceae.